CGUCACACAUCUGCGACGUCAAAACAUCCGGUAGAGGCUUUACGGUUGGAACUUGGAUCCGAUGGAUUUGUUGUUCGUCACGAAUGUGUAUUUAACAUAUUCAAUAUAAUAUUUGAAAGAAAUAUCAACGAAAUACGUUUGCUGGAAUCAAAAUACCGUUUCCUUCUCGGUCUGCUUCAGCCGGAGACUGAUUAAAUCUGUAUUGGUAUCGUUGUGAAGGUGUUGUCCAGCUGUGGUCAUGAGUGACAGUCAUCCUCUGCGGCCGAUGAACUCCGCGUCUGAGAUCGACCACCUGCAUCUCCUGUCAGAGCAGCUCGGUGCUUUAGUUCCUGGUGAAGAGUACAGCGAUGUCACAUUCGUGGUGGAGGAGAAGCGAUUUCCUGCACACAGGGUCAUUCUAGCGGCCCGCUGCCAGUAUUUCAGAGCUUUGCUGUAUGGAGGGCUGAGGGAGUCCCGGGCGCAGGCGGAGGUUAGGUUGGAGGAAACGCGCGCUGAGGCUUUUUCCAUGUUGUUGCGGUAUCUGUACACAGGCCGAGCCACACUGAGUGAAGCCAGAGAAGAGACACUGUUAGAUUUCCUGGGACUUGCGCACCGUUAUGGUCUCCAACCACUAGAGGUCUCCAUUUGUGAGUUCCUCCGCACUUUAUUGAGCACGCGAAACGUCUGUCUGGUGUUCGAUGUGGCCAGUCUCUACUGUCUGAAUGGUUUGGCGGAGGCCUGCAUGGCUUACAUGGACCGUAACGCCGUUGAAGUGUUAAAGUCAGACGGCUUUCUGACUCUUUCAAAGUCUGCCCUGUUGACAGUUGUGAGGAGAGAUUCGUUCGCUUCGAGUGAGAGGGAGAUCUUUCAGGCUCUAUGCCACUGGUGUCACCACAAUGGAGAUGGCCCAGAGGCAAAGGAAGUGAUGUCAGCCGUCCGACUUCCUCUGAUGACCCUCUUUGAAAUGCUAAAUGUGGUUCGUCCCUCAGGCCUCCUCAGUCCCGACGACCUGCUGGAUGCCAUACAGACUCGCUCCGAGAGCAGAGACAUGGAUCUCAACUACCGCGGCAUGCUGAUCCCAGAAGAGAACAUUGCCACUAUGAAGCACGGUGCUGUGGUGGUGAAGGGAGAGCUGAAGUCUGCCCUCCUGGAUGGAGACACGCAGAACUAUGAUCUGGACCACGGCUUCUCCAGACACCCCAUAGAAGAGGAAGGCCGAGCCGCUGGCAUUCAGGUCCGCCUGGGUCAACCUUCCAUCGUCAACCACAUACGCCUACUCCUGUGGGACAAGGACAGCAGGUCAUAUUCAUACUAUGUGGAGGUGUCUAUGGAUGAGCUGGACUGGGUCCGUGUGGUGGAUCACUCUAAGUUUUUGUGCCGCUCAUGGCAGCAACUAUAUUUCCCAGCACGAGUCUGCAGGUUUAUUCGUGUUGUGGGAACACAUAACACCGUCAACAAAGUGUUUCACUUGGUGGCUCUGGAGUGCAUGUACACACUGCGACCUUUCACCCUGGAAAAAGGCUUAUUGGUUCCCACAGAGAACGUGGCGACCGUGCAGGCAUGUGCCAGUGUGGUGGAGGGUGUGAGUCGCAGCAGAAACGCCCUGCUGAAUGGAGACACCAGCCAUUACGACUGGGACUCGGGAUACACCUGUCACCAGCUGGGCUCUGGAGCCAUCGUCAUCCAGCUUGCUCAGCCAUACAUGCUUUGCUCCAUGCGGUUGUUGUUGUGGGACUGUGAUGAGAGGAGCUAUAGUUAUUAUGUUGAGCUGUCCACCAAUCAACAAAACUGGGUGAAGAUUGUAGACCGCACUAAAGAUGAAUGCAGGUCAUGGCAGACUCUGACGUUUGACAGACAGCCUGCUUCUUUUAUUCGUAUUGUAGGAACUCACAACACAGCUAAUGAGGUGUUUCACUGCGUUCACUUUGAGUGCCCUGCACAAAUGGACACAGUUGUUAAAGAAGGAAGUCCUGGACCAGAUCAGCCAAAACCAGAAACCAGCUCCCAGAACUCCUAUUCACAGAGCCUUAUGGCCCAAAAACCCUCGUCGUCGUCUUCGCACGCUUAGAUUCUGGAUGAAUUCUUCAUGCCACUUGCUCGCAUAAGUAUGACAAGACAUGCUAGGGGUUCUGAUUUUACAAGGUUGUGUUCUUAAGGUUACGUGCUGCUACAGAAAGAACUGUUUAUAUUUAUAAUGAGAAAUUACUUGAGCUGAUUAUAACAUGCUGGUGUCACAUGCACUUAUUUUAUUAUGUUAAGAUAACUACAAACAAAACGUAACAAUAAAAGUAUUGCAGACUUA
This is a messenger RNA of Danio rerio (zebrafish), 2281 nucleotides long. Lineage: Eukaryota; Metazoa; Chordata; Actinopteri; Cypriniformes; Danionidae. The record is from RefSeq and is a predicted model, not a curated record.